This is a messenger RNA of Protobothrops mucrosquamatus (brown spotted pit viper), 1795 nucleotides long. It is a transcript of the gene WNT10A, whose product is annotated as Wnt family member 10A. Gene Ontology annotation, molecular function: cytokine activity; frizzled binding. The transcript is spliced from 3 exons. Gene Ontology annotation, cellular component: extracellular region. The record is from RefSeq and is a predicted model, not a curated record. The coding region runs from base 1 to 1146 and encodes 381 amino acids. Gene Ontology annotation, biological process: multicellular organism development; canonical Wnt signaling pathway; cell fate commitment. Lineage: Eukaryota; Metazoa; Chordata; Lepidosauria; Squamata; Viperidae.
AUGGUGGCGACAUUGCUGAUGGUCUGUUUCCUUUCCAGCUCCUUCUCUAAUGAAAUCCUGGGCCUGAAACUGCCUCUGGAGCCUGUGCUGAAUGCAAACACUGUCUGCAUGAACUUGCCUGGUCUGACCCGGCGGCAGUUGGAGGUUUGCAUACGGAAUCCUGAUGUGACGGCAUCUGCCAUUCAGGGCAUCCAGAUUGCCAUCCAUGAGUGCCAGCACCAGUUCCGUGAUCAGCGUUGGAACUGCUCUAGUCUGGAGACCAAGAAUAAAAUCCCCUACGAAAGCAUCAUCUUCAGCAAAGGUUUCCGUGAAAGUGCUUUUGUCUAUGCCAUUGCAGCUGCAGGAGUGGUACAUGCGGUCUCCAAUGCCUGCUCCUUGGGCAAACUGCAAACCUGUGGCUGUGACCAGAAGCGCCGAGGGGAUGAAGAGGCUUUCCGCCUCAAACUUCAUCGCCUCCAACUGGAGGCCAUGAACCGUGGCAAGGGGAUGAUGCACGGCGUCCACUUGGAGCACCUGCCAGAUGAGGUCCCUGGCCUACAAGACUCCUGGGAAUGGGGGGGUUGCAGUCCUGAUGUGGACUUUGGGGAGAAAUUUUCCAAGGACUUCCUAGAUUCUCGGGAGAUCCAUCGUGACCUCCCAUCCCGUAUGAGGCUUCACAACAACCGUGUUGGCCGGCAGGUGGUGAUGGAGAACAUGAAGCGAAAAUGCAAGUGUCAUGGAACUUCAGGAAGUUGCCAGCUGAAGACAUGUUGGCAAGUGACUCCUGAUUUCCGGCUGGUGGGUUCAGUGCUCAAGGAACGCUUCCAUGUGGCAACACAGAUCCGGCCCCACAACAGGAACACUGGACAGAUGGACGUGGGCCAAGCCCGCCACCGGCGUCGUGGUGGCAUCAGUGACCUGAUCUACUUUGAGAAAUCACCUGACUUCUGUGAGAGGGAACCAAAGUUGGACUCUAUGGGCACACAGGGGCGUUUGUGCAACAAGACCAGCCCAGGCAUGGACAACUGUGAAAGCUUGUGCUGUGGACGAGGACAUAAUAUUCUGCGGCAAACCCGCAGUGAGCGAUGCAACUGCAAAUUCCACUGGUGCUGUUUUGUAGCUUGUGAGGAGUGUCGACUCACAGAGUGGGUCAGUGUCUGCAAAUGAUAUCUAUGUCUCUGUAAGCCUGCAGAAAGUUCCAUUGUUUGCCUUUGCAGCACUAAGGAUGGAGCCCUGCAUUAACAUAAAUCAGGGUUUGAGGGACUUGGUACAUGCUAACGUUUCACAUCUCCCGUCACUUCCUUUCUGGCCGGUUACAUGAGCUCUUGAUUCCAGGAGAUCCUAUUGUACAGAUUUGAGCCUUGGCUUGACGUUUCCAAAACACCAGGAGCUGUAUAUUAGUAAUCUUGCUGGAGACCCAGAGGUUGUCUCUGGCUGUUUCUAAGCAUUGACACCUUCAGCCACGCUUGUCAAGUCUAUGAGCUAUAGUUCCUCAUAAAAUAGCUGUCAUUCCCACCAUAUCGCCAUUCAAAUUAGUGCCCUUUAAAUCCAACAUUCAGGGGGUAGGGAAUACAAUCAAAUACCUGUUAACCUAGGCCAAAUUUGUUCCAUUCUGGUUAAAGUGCCAUGAGCACCUUUGUUGUUCAGGGGGAGAACAAUGAAAUAAAAUGCAACGUUGGUUUUAAAGAAAUGUUUCAAAAAUGAGAUUGACGAGUUGGGGGUACAGAGCUAUCUCUGGAACAAGAGCCACAGGCACUGAGUGCAAAUACUGUGGUUGGUAACUUAUUUUAUUAUUGUGCGAAUAAACAUGAAUCCA